AUGCAGAUAACGCAGCCUGGAGACGGGAACCCGGGUGGGGGUGGGAGGAAGAAGGGGGAGGAGAGUGAAGCGGACCCCCUCCAUCCCCGCUUCACCCGGCCAGCCCCCUCCCUCCAGGCCCUGCCGGACCUGGCGCUGUCUUCAUCUCCCAAGUACCCGCGGUCGCAUCGGGCGGGGAUCAGUACCCCAGAGCGCAAAGCCUGACGCGUCCCCCCUCUUUCACCCCUCCCCCCCCAACCUCCCACCACCCAGCCUCGGGCGGCGAUGAGACAGAGCGGCGCCUCCCAGCCCCUGCUGAUCAACAUGUACCUGCCAGAUCCGGUCGGAGAAGGUCUCUUCAAGGAGGGGAAGAGCCCGGGGUGGGGGCCGCUGAGCCCUGCGGUACAAAAAGGCAGUGGGCAGAUCCAGCUGUGGCAGUUUUUGCUGGAGCUGCUGGCGGACCGUGCCAACGCAGGCUGCAUCGCGUGGGAGGGUGGCCACGGCGAGUUCAAGCUCACGGACCCCGAUGAGGUGGCGCGGCGCUGGGGCGAGCGCAAGAGCAAGCCCAACAUGAACUACGACAAGCUGAGCCGCGCGCUGCGCUACUACUACGACAAAAACAUCAUGAGCAAGGUGCACGGCAAGCGCUACGCUUACCGCUUCGAUUUCCAGGGCUUAGCGCAGGCCUGCCAGCCGCCCCCGACGCACGCCCAGGCCGCCGCCGCCGCGGCUGCAGCGGCUGCCGCAGCCCAGGACGGCGCACUCUACAAGCUGCCGGCCGGCCUGGCCCCGCUGCCCUUCCCCGGCCUCUCCAAACUCAACCUCAUGGCCGCCUCUGCCGGCGUCGCGCCCACCGGCUUCUCCUACUGGCCGGGUCCUGGCCCUGCCGCCACCGCCGCCGCCACCGCUGCGCUCUACCCCAGCCCGGGUUUGCAGCCCCCGCCCGGGCCCUUCGGCGCGGUAGCCGCCGCCUCGCACUUGGGGGGCCAUUACCACUAG
Molecule: messenger RNA, 978 nt
Organism: Myotis myotis
Lineage: Eukaryota; Metazoa; Chordata; Mammalia; Chiroptera; Vespertilionidae
Gene: FEV
Product: FEV transcription factor, ETS family member
Exons: 4
Biological process (GO): regulation of transcription by RNA polymerase II; cell differentiation
Cellular component (GO): nucleus
Molecular function (GO): sequence-specific DNA binding; DNA-binding transcription factor activity, RNA polymerase II-specific
Source: RefSeq, a predicted model, not a curated record